Molecule: messenger RNA, 1563 nt
Organism: Pogoniulus pusillus (Red-fronted tinkerbird)
Lineage: Eukaryota; Metazoa; Chordata; Aves; Piciformes; Lybiidae
Gene: SIRAL1
Product: family with sequence similarity 118 member B
Exons: 8
Coding region: 96-1220 (374 amino acids)
Source: RefSeq, a predicted model, not a curated record
GAUCGCGGGCGUCUCCUCGCGGGGCCGGGCGCGCGGCGCCGGGUUUGGCAUCAGAGGGGGCGAGGAGGGGACACAGCGGAGAGGAAAGGCACUGCAUGGCUUCUACGGUGAGCCUGCCCAGAGACACCUUGCUGGAAGAUGGGCUGCCCCCUGCCAAGAAGCCCAGGAAGCUGUUGCCAAGCCUCAAAACCAAGAAGCCUCAGGAACUGGUGCUGGUGAUCGGGACAGGAAUCAGUGCAGCAGUUGCUCCCCAGGUGCCAGCUCUCAAGUCCUGGAAGGGUCUCAUCCAGGCCCUCCUGGAUGCUGCCAUCGACUUUGACCUGCUGGAGGAUGAGGAGAGCAAACGCUUCCAGAAGAGUCUCCACGAGGACAAGAACCUGGUUCACCUUGCCCACGACCUCAUCCAGAAGCUGUCCCCACGCACCAGCAGCGUCCGCUCCACCUUCUUCAAGGACUGUCUGUAUGAGGUCUUUGAUGACCUGGAGUCCAAGAUGGAGGAUGCUGGCAAGCAGCUGCUGCAGUCUGUGCUUCACCUGAUGGAGAAAGGAGCUCUGGUCCUAACCACCAACUUUGACAACCUGCUGGAGCUCUACGCCGCACACCAGGGGAAGCACCUGGAGUCACUGGACCUGACUGAUGAGAAGAAGGUGCUGGAGUGGGCACAGGAGAAGAGGCAGCUGAGUGUGCUGCACAUCCACGGCGUCUACACCAACCCCAGCGGCAUCGUCCUGCACCCUGCCGGCUACCAGAACGUCCUGCGCAACACCGAGGUGAUGCGGGAGAUUCAGAAGCUCUAUGAGAGUAAAUCAUUCCUGUUCUUGGGCUGUGGUUGGACUGUUGAUGACACCACGUUUCAGGCCCUGUUUCUAGAGGCUGUCAAGCACAAGUCAGACCUGGAGCACUUCAUGCUGGUGCGGAGGGGAGACGUGGAGGAGUUCAGGAAGCUGCGUGAGGACAUGCUGGACAAGGGCAUCAAGGUCAUCUCCUACGGCGACGCCUACGCAGACCUGCCCGAGUACCUGCAGCGGCUGGCACGGGAGAUAGCCCUGCGCGGGCAGGCAGGUGUGCCCAGGGAGGGCCAGCAGCUGAACGGCUCUGCCAGCGCCCAGGCCGAGCUGCAGACGGCAGGUGAGAGCCUCCCGAGCUGCCAGAGCAGGCACAGCCACGGCCCUGCACUGCCUCCCAGCAGCCUCUGCUUGCCCACAGGAGGCACCACUUGAGCGUGGCCUCAGCCGAGGACCGCGGGGGACUCCCUGGGAUGGACCUAACCCGGAGCAGGUUCCAGGCCAAUGUGGAAGCCCAGAGCCACACGGAGCAGGGGUGCCAGAAGCCAGAGCCAGGAGCUCCUGGGAUGGACACUUGGUGUAAUGUAGCAAUCUUCUUCUUCAGGAGAUGCAGGGGGGGGUCCCUCUGGGAGCCUCCUCUGCUCCCAUUCCUCGUGCUUGGAUCGUUUGUACUUGGGAUGAACUCCAGAGCUCGUUUUUUACUGAAGCUCUCCCUUUUCUAGCCCUGCCUUUUACAGCUUUUGUACGGGAACCUGGCAUUAAACCUUCUCACCUCUGC